This is a messenger RNA of Dendronephthya gigantea, 4360 nucleotides long. Its product is annotated as mitogen-activated protein kinase kinase kinase kinase 3-like. The record is from RefSeq and is a predicted model, not a curated record. The transcript is spliced from 32 exons. Gene Ontology annotation, biological process: protein phosphorylation. Gene Ontology annotation, molecular function: MAP kinase kinase kinase kinase activity; ATP binding. Bases 595 to 3108 code for a protein of 837 amino acids. Lineage: Eukaryota; Metazoa; Cnidaria; Anthozoa; Malacalcyonacea; Nephtheidae.
CGGAGUUGGUGGAAUUGAAGAUAUAGCAAUCCUGACUCCUGCAAAUUUGAGAUAUUAAUCACAGCAUGUAUUAUUUAAUUACAAUCAAUAUUUAAUUACACCAUGUAACUACAGUACACACAAAACCAUGCAUCGAUAAUUCUUUCAACUUAUUCGCAAGUCAACAGAGGUGCUUGGUAUGGAGAGAGCUCUAGUUUCCUAUGGUGAAUUCGAGGAUGUUUUAAGAUCGUUGAAAGGCGAUGGCCGAUGGGCUUUAAUGUAAAAAACGUUGUGUACCCUACAAGCUAAUUUAUUGAUAUGUACAUUUAUAUUGGACCGGCUUGUUGUUAGAAAUUUAACCUAUACUAGAGAGGGUUUCAUAAAAGAUUUUGUAGGUAAAUUUCGCGUGUCUGUUUUGAAAAAUCUGAUAAUAUGCCCUCAAGUAAUCAAUCAAUUAAUCUUUAUGAUUUGAACCCGUGGGUAGUUUGACCCGUGCGGGCAAUAUGACCUUGAGUAUUUCGUCUGUCUGCGGGAAGUCUGUUUUGCUAUCGUUCUCUCUUGUCUAUGCAAAGAAGGAUGGGUUGAAAUUCGCCAUAAAUUUGACUUCUUCUAUAUAUGAGGAUGCAACGUGCUGAUAUAUCAAGAGAUAACCCCACAAAGGUUUUUGACCUGAUUCAAAAGAUUGGUUCUGGUACAUACGGUGAUGUCUACAAGGCAAGAGUUAUCGCAACUGGAGAACUCGCCGCUGUCAAGAUCGUUAAAAUAGAACCGGGUGAUGAUUUUGAUCUUAUACAACAAGAAAUUGCUUUGAUGCAAGAAUGUCAACAUGAGAAUAUUGUAAGAUGUAUAGGAAGCUAUCUAAGAAAACAAAAGCUUUGGAUCGCAAUGGACUUUUGCAGUGGUGGAUCUUUGCAAGACAUUUACAAUGUGACUGGACCUCUAGCAGAAAAGCAAAUAGCCUACAUGUGUUGUGAAACAUUACAGGGUCUUAACUACCUUCACAAGAAAAGUCUCAUCCAUAGGGAUAUUAAGGGUGCUAAUAUAUUACUGACGCACAUGGGAGAUGUAAAAUUAGGUGAUUUUGGAAUUUCUGCUCAAAUUACUGCAAGCAUUGCUAAGAGAAAAUCUUUCAUUGGUACUCCAUACUGGAUGGCUCCUGAAGUUGCUGCAGUUGAAAGAACUGGUGGAUAUGAUCAAAAGUGUGAUAUCUGGGCUGUUGGUAUUACCGCAAUUGAACUGGCAGAACUACAACCACCACUCUUUGAACUUCACCCAAUGAGGGCACUCCAUUUGAUAUCGAAAAAGGGCUACAGUUCACCAACGCUUAAAGUGAAAUCAAAAUGGACGGACGAGAUGCACCAUUUCAUCAAAACGUCGUUGCAGAAAAACCCAAAAAAGAGACCCCCAGCUGAAAAAUUGCUAACGCAUCCGUUUUGUUGUCAAAACUUAACACGAAAACAAGGUCAGGCGUUGCUGGACAUUUAUUCAACGAGAAAAUCUGCGAAAGGUGUUUAUCAAACUGAUGAAGAUGACGCCGAGGAAGAAGAUGAAGACAAACAGGAGAUUAACGUCUUGACAAGAAUCAAAUCAAAGAAAAAUACCUCAAGAAGAGUUUCCAGAAGAGAUUCUGAUAUUAACUUAGGAGUUCUUGAACUAGGACCGUUAAUAAAACGAGAGACUCAGCCUGAUGUUCAGCCCACUUGUCCCGAGGACGAUGAAGAUCUUAUCAAUAAGUUGCUUCAUGAUUUUGAUGUGAACGACGCCGGUGCACGACAAAAUGGUUUAGCGAAAGUGUCGAAGGAAAAUGCAACUGUAAAAAUGAAUUCAACAGACACGACAAACGAAGAUGAUGAAGGAACGUUGAAAAGGAAGGAUGAACCUCGUUCUCGUCCGUUACCAAAGAUUCCUCCUCCAGAAGAGAAUGCCUCACCGCCUGUGUUGCCUCCCAAACCUGCAAGAUUAUCAAUUGUAGAACCGACCUCCCCUUGUCCCCCCAGUCCCAAGUCUAACAAACCACCGGUAUUACCCCCACGAUCCUAUAAUGAUAGUUUAACAUCCCCAACUCCUCCGAAUGUCCCUCCACCAAGACCUCCACCAAGACUUAGUGGGAAAAGACUCUCAAACUCGCCGGUGAAAUGUUUCUCAAAGAUAUUCAGUGAAUGUCCACUUCGCGUGAAUUGUGCGUCUGCGUGGACGGACCCAAAGACUGGGGAUCGUCAUAUACUCAUUGGAUCCGAUGAAGGAAUCUACACUUUAAAUAUUAGCCAGAAUGAUAAAGAAUUGGAACAGAUAUUUUCCAAGCGUUGCACUUGGUUGUAUGUUUUUAAGAAUAUCCUCGUGUCGAUAUCAGGUCGCCCAUCAUUUCUGUAUAUGCAUAACCUACCAGCCUUGCACUCUCGCCAGCCCGUUUUCUUUCCACUAAGAUCUUUACAACGAGACACAUAUACAAUGAGAAUUCCCGACACAAAAUACUGCAACAAAUGUACUGUAGUUCACAAUCCUUAUGAUGAACAAGUGUAUUUAUGUGUGGCAAUGGCAAAAACAGUUCUUUUAAUGCAAUGGUAUGAACCUUUGGAGAAAUUCAUGAAAGUGAAGAAUGUACCCUGUGAUUUACCAAACAAUCUGGUUACAUUUGAACCAAUCGUUCGAGCUGAUAUGGAAUUGCCUCUUAUAUGCAUUGGAGCAAAACAAAGUGAAGAUGGCAGAAUUCAUUUCGAUUCAAUAAACUUGAACUCCACGACCAACUGGUUUGAUAAAGCUAAUCCGACUGGUCAAGCCUUGAAAUUGAAAACAUUCGCACAGCUCGAGAAAGAUCUAAUAUUGAUUGCAUACGACAAUAUUGCUCAGUUUAUCGACAUCGAGGGCUAUAUCAAAAACGGGCGAACUCAUUUGCCCGUCAUCCAUUUUAAAGAGCGACCAGAUUUUGUUGUGUGCCUUCAAGGGAGUAUUUUAGGAUUUCAUUCACACGGCAUGGAAGGAAGAAACCUGUUUUCUGGACAGAUCACGGCAAACGUGAACGAAGCAAACAGGAUAUUCCGGCUACUUUGUUCAGACAGUCACGUUGUUGUGGAGAAUAAGCCCGCUGAAGAUCUCAAAGCACCUUCAAAUCUCUACGUCUUAUCGAGUUAGUUGACAACAUUACACCAUGGAUUAAUGAUGCUAUCUACGGACAAGUACAAUUCAGAUAAGCGAACAUAAUAUUUUAUUGACUUGGGUUGGACUAGCUGAUAAUAAGCACAUUAUUAGCACAAUAAGAUUGUCCAUUGCAGAAACUUGCCGGCUCCAGGCUCUAUAUAGCUGCACCCGCGCCUGUGGCUCUCUGGUGAGGGCUAUGGGUUUAGUAUAUUUGAGAAUGAGCCUCUUGUGAAUCAGUAGCUUAGAUUUUAAUUCGAGCGUUAAAAACUCUCUCCGAAAACUUGUGAUAAACUCGUGAUAUCGUAAUGUGUAAGAAGCCAGGAAAUACUCUACAACACAGUUUUCAAAGAGAAUGUCGUAGGCAACGUUUCCACAACCAGGUGGAAUUUUAGCACCGCGCGUUCGAAUCGUCUGGUUUUCUUGCGUACCUGCAUGUUCUGUGUGAACGUGUCUAAACAACUCAUUGAGACAGUUGGUUGUUUUGUGAGCAGUUCGUAUAGUGUUUAUAUAUCGUAUUGUAUCGUUAGUUUAUCAACUAGGAUUGUGAUUUCAAAGCUGUAUUUUUGCCGAAUGUAUCAUAUUUUUCGUCUAAACCUUUUGUAAAAUUGUAUUGAUGAUUCCUUAAUGUACAUUUUCAAUAUACAUAUAUAUAUAUAUAUCAACGUAUACAAAACUCGAUAUAUCUCUUAGGUUUGAAAAACUAUUUUACAAUGUUGAAAGAAUGAUCUGGCAGUGCUUAGGGUGCAGUGACAUAGUUUCAUUUGUAGCCACACACACAUGGGGAUGAUUUAGGCAGUUCUAGCUUGAGGCGUGGUUAUUAUUGUCACUGCCGUUAUGCAAGUUAAUAUUUUCAGUGUCGUUCAACCCAAUCGCAAAGUUUUCAGAUAAUAAACCGAAAAAAUUUUUCCACGCAUUUUCUUUUUGCACUGUCCAGGAAACGUGACAGUAAUCAACUAGUAAAUCCAUCACUACUUUGCCGAAAAGCUAGAAAUAAAAUGGACAAUAAUUUCAAUGUUAGUGAUUUGUGAUAAAAUAGGACACCAUGUGAUUCCAAGGAGUAUGAUAAGAUAUAUAGGGUAUGAGGUAGAGGGAUAAUAUAAGAUAAAUGAUUGAUUAUGUAGGAUACGAUAUGAUUUGGUAGGAUAUUUAACCUUGGCAUAGUGGGAUAUCAUGUGAUAGAUUAUGACAUAAUGUGUGAAAUAACUGUUUCAAAUUCUUACAUUUAUAUGACUUUCAUUAAUUCCAA